AUGCUUACAGCACAAGAGAGUCGUGUGCAAUUUAUUUACUUUAUGCUCUCCGGCUUGGUGGCUUGCACCAUGCUCAUACUUUUCUAUAUAUCCAUGCGCUCAACACUUAAUGAACGACUGCGCGAUGAUCUCAAGCUGCUGCAGCGGCAGCUGAACUAUGAAAAGCCCAAUCCACAUUGGAACUACAGCAACAGUUGGCGACACAUUGGCAAUGCCACGCUGCGGCAUGAAAUCUACUCAGCCUACUUUGAUGUGCGCACUGAUAUUAUAGGCAAGGUGAAGUUCGAUGAGCAGCAGCUGACUGUUGGCUCGCUGCGCAUUUUUGCUAUACUGCCGGUAAAAUUACGUGAUUCCAGCAUUAGCUGCAUUGUGCGCUUUGCGGACUUUAGCAGCUAUGAAAUUGUGGCCGAGGAGGCGGGCGCCAUGCACGAGGUGCACAACAAUAGCUUUGCCGCUUGGAGCAUUAUGUGUCCAUUGCAUUUAACCAGGCAGCAUAGCUUAGAUCUGCCACGCGAUGUGGCGCUCAGCUAUGCAUCCAAUCGUCUAAGUCAUCUGAGUCCCAGCUAUGUGCCAAUUAGCUAUCCACGCAACAUGUCCGAUAUGUUUAGCAAGUCACGUGCUACAAUUUCGGUAUGCGUAGGUCCGCUGCAGGAGAACUACUCAAAUGUGCUGCGCCUGGUGGAAUUUGUGGAAAUGUAUCGCCUGCAGGGCGCUACGCAUUUCUAUUUCUACUACGUGGAUGCCAGCGAGGAUGUGCGACGUGUGCUCUAUCACUAUCAACGUGUUGGCCUGGCGGAUAUCUUUGAGUGGAAUGUGCAGACGCAUAUGCAUGAUCUGCACUAUGCUGGAAUUGUGGCGCAGUUCAAUGAUUGCGUCUAUCGCGCCAAUGUGGUGGACAACUAUCGCUAUGCGGCUGUAGUGGAUCUGGAUGAAGUGCUUAUGCCGCUGAAGCACAAUUCGCUGGCGGACUAUUUGCGCCAGUGCGACGAGGGACGCAGCUCGGGCUUUGUGUUUCGCAAUGUCUUCUUCUAUCGCCGCGACAGCAACGACACCUUCAAUGCACCCGCCUACACACAGAACCGCGUGCUCUAUACGCAGUCGAAGGUGCGUCGCACACUGGAGGUUAUGCCCGCGUAUAUGCGCAGCAAGGUGCUGGUUAAUACGCGUGGCAUAGUUGAGAUGGGCAAUCAUCAGAUUUAUCGCUCCGCUCCAGGCUUUACGGAUCAUGUGGUGCAUCAGACUGUGGGGCUGCUGUUCCAUUAUCGCGACAAGUGCAUCAACUGCAAGAUGGUGCUGAUUGUGGAUUAUACAGCGCGACGCUUUGGCUCGCUGCUGUUCGAUCGUGUGGACAACACUUGCUUGGCGGUCUUUCUGGAGCGGCGUGGCGUUUGUGCGUUCGCGUAGUCUUAUCGCGCGGGAUGUACGCCCAUUAAAUUUAAGUGCGUCUGCUGCUCUGCGUCCAACCAAAGUGUUGACAGUGUCGGUUUGUCUGUUGUGUGGCCAUCAACAUGCUUAAGUUUUGUUCGCUGCGUCGCCGUAGCAGUGCCGCCGCUGCUUCUACUACUACAGUAAAGCCCACCAAGCGCGUCUCCAAAAGUGUAUGACAAGUUAGCUUAAUCUUUGAAUUUAAGUCGCUUUACAUUUAGU
This is a messenger RNA of Drosophila busckii, 1647 nucleotides long. RefSeq lists its product as uncharacterized. Lineage: Eukaryota; Metazoa; Arthropoda; Insecta; Diptera; Drosophilidae. The record is from RefSeq and is a predicted model, not a curated record. Bases 1 to 1404 code for a protein of 467 amino acids. The transcript is spliced from 4 exons.